UCUGAGCCACCUGCAACCUCCUUCAAUCAUGAACAAGAUCAUCGUCUAUGAACAUGCUAACUUCCGUGGCAACAGCAGAGAGUUCACCUCUGAUGUCCGUAAUUUAGUUGAGCAGAACUUUAAUGACUGCAUCUCCUCGCUGAAGGUCAUCGGGAAUCCAUGGGUGGCGUACACAGAUAAAAAUUUCAGUGGUGAACCAACCGUCUACGAGGAAGGAGAAUAUAGUAGCUUGCGCUACAAUGAUGCUAUUUCUUCACUUGAGCUGGUGACAGACGACCUGGAUAAUCCUCAGAUUACACUGUAUGAACAAAGUAACCACCAAGGCCGGAGCCUCGUUCUCAACUGUGAGACCAGCUUGCUUUAUGGCACUUUUAAUGAUAAAGCAUCCUCUCACAAGGUGCAAAGGGGAGCCUGGGUUCUGUAUCAGCAUAAGAACAAGGGAGGAUCUUGCAUGGUAGCCAGAGCUGGUCGUGAUCUGGCUAACUACGGUUGGUUCAAUGACCGUGUGACCCACAUCCGUCCUCUUAAAGCGGGCAGACCCACCAUUAAAGCUGAAGUUGAAUGGGACAAGAAGAAAGAACAUGUGAAAACAGUUAACCUUGACUCUAUCACUGGUGUGAAUUAUGGAUCAGAGAAACAAACUGUGACCACUGAGAUGACUCGAGAGUAUUCAGGAUCCGUCACUGAGAGCUUCAACUUUAGCAAUUCCACACAGAUUAGUGUGGGAACCAAAUUUGAAAUUGCACUAUUUGGUGCAGAAACAGAGAACACCAUAAAUAUCAGUAACACCUUUACCGUGGAGAAGGGUCACAGCGAAAUUAAAACCACAACUAACAGUGUUAAAGUCUCUUUGCCAGCCAGCAUUCCUCCUCACACCAAGCUCACGGUGAACAUGGUGAGGAAGCAGGUGUCUGUUACGGUUCCAGUCAAGCUGACCGUCACCAAAGGCUUUACCUCCAAGGUUGAGUAUGGAGAGUACAGGUGUGAGGAUGGGAAUUCUAUUUUCACUGAAUUCAAGGAGGAGAAGAUCUAGUACAGCUAUGUGAGGAACAAAACACAUAUAAAAAUGAAUAGACAGCUUUUAAAUCAUCAGAAAUGAGAAACUAAAGUUGCUGUGGUAUUAGACUAACCUUAGAUAGCCACUGUCCAUGUUACAACAGGACAGUCUUUUAAUCUCAUGCAAGUUUAACUUUGCAAUUUUUUUUUUAUUA
Messenger RNA from Clarias gariepinus (North African catfish), 1211 nucleotides. RefSeq names its product epidermal differentiation-specific protein-like. Bases 29 to 1033 code for a protein of 334 amino acids. The record is from RefSeq and is a predicted model, not a curated record. Gene Ontology annotation, molecular function: structural constituent of eye lens. The transcript has a single exon. NCBI's taxonomy places the organism in Eukaryota, Metazoa, Chordata, Actinopteri, Siluriformes, Clariidae. Gene Ontology annotation, biological process: lens development in camera-type eye; visual perception.